Messenger RNA from Paralichthys olivaceus (Japanese flounder), 725 nucleotides. NCBI's taxonomy places the organism in Eukaryota, Metazoa, Chordata, Actinopteri, Pleuronectiformes, Paralichthyidae. The record is from RefSeq and is a predicted model, not a curated record.
GAGCGCGUGUAUAACGGUCUGAAGAGCCGGGGUGCACGAUGGCCAGCUCGGGCAUUCAGCUCCUGGGGUUCCUCCUCUCUCUGGUCGGUGUCGCUGCCACGGUCGCCGCCACCCUCAUGGUGGAAUGGAAGAAGCAGUCGCAGGGAAAGGCGCACAGAGUGUAUGAGGGUCUGUGGAUGAGCUGCAGCGGCAACGAGAGAACAACAUGUGAAUUCCACGAGUAUCUCCUGAAGCUGCCCGCUGAGGUGCAGGCGGCCAGGGCGGUGAUGCUGCUCAGCAUCCUCCUCUCUGCUGUGGCCCUGAUGGUCUCCACUGUGGGGAUGAAGUGCACUCGCUUCAUGGAUGAAAAGGCCGAGAGCAAAUCUAUUACAGCCAUGAUCGGAGGAAUCAUGUUCAUGGUCUCAGGUUUAGUGACUGUGAUUAUCACCUCCUGGUACGUUAAAAUGAUCGUUCAGAACUUCCAUUCAUCCAAUCACCUGCAAAGCUUUGAGUUUGGGAAGGCAGUGUUUGUCAGCUGGGCCGGUGGCCUCCUCACUAUUGCCGGUGGCACUUUCCUGAGCUGUCGUCGAUGCUCACGGUCUGAAUCCCCUGAGUCCACAAACUCCAACCACUUCCUGUCCACCACUAAGUCCAAGUCCAACUACGUGUAGUCGGGAGGUGACACAGUCCAUUCAGAGGACAACUUGAUUGUUGUAAAUAUACGACCUACAUCCAGCCAGUCAUUG